AAAAUUCCUUGGGCUGUUCCAAACCUCGUCGUCGUCAGUGUCGUGAGUUUGAGCAGAAAUCCAUCGAACUGACGAUGGAGGAAGGCGGCGCCAGAGCCAAGAAGGGCGUCUCUUCCCUUUGCUGCAUCUGUAACAACAGAAAACCUUCCCUYAAGAGGCCAAAAACCCUGCAACAGAUAUGCAGAGAAUGUUUCUAUGAGGUAUUUGAGGAGGAGAUCCAUCAAGUUAUUGUGAAGAAUCACUUGUUCAAACCUGGGGAACGAAUUGCUGUUGGUGCAUCUGGUGGAAAAGAUUCUACCGUUCUUGCUUAUGUGUUAUCAGAAUUGAAUCGGCGGCACAAUUACGGGCUUGAUCUCUUUCUUUUAUCAGUUGAUGAGGGCAUCACUGGAUACAGAGAUGACUCUCUUGAAACUGUGAAAAGAAAUGAAAUUCAGUAUGGGUUGCCCCUACAAAUUGUAUCAUACAAGGAUUUAUAUGGCUGGACAAUGGACGAGAUAGUGAAGAUGAUUGGUUUAAAGAAUAAUUGCACCUUUUGUGGGGUUUUUCGUCGACAGGCUCUUGAUAGAGGUGCUGCUUUGUUGAAAGUAGACAAGCUUGCCACUGGGCACAAUGCAGAUGACAUGGCUGAAACAGUUCUAUUGAAUAUUUUACGUGGUGAUAUUGCAAGAUUGAGUAGAUGUACUGCAAUAAUAACUGGUGAAGAUGGACCAAUUCCAAGAUGCAAACCCUUCAAGUACACAUAUGAAAAGGAGAUUGUAAUGUAUGCUUAUUUCAAGAAGCUGGACUACUUCUCCACCGAGUGCAUUUACUCUCCAAAUGCUUAUCGUGGUUUUGCUCGUGAAUUUAUCAAGGAUUUGGAACGAAUCAGACCUAGGGCUAUUCUUGAUAUCAUUAAAUCCGGUGAGGAUUUCAGGAUUUCCACUUCAACAAAGMUGCCUGAGCAAGGGACAUGUGAGCGAUGCGGCUACAUUUCAAGCCAGAAAUGGUGUAAAGCUUGUGUUCUGCUCGAGGGCCUAAACCGAGGUUUGCCGAAGUUGGGUAUCGGGCGGAGUCGAGGUCUUGAUAAUGAGGAGAAGAGGGAAAUGAAGGGAAGUGGUGGACAUGAGAAAAGCAUCGAGAGCAAACAGUGUGGCACCCUCGACUUCUGAAGUAUUUCUGUAUUUUUAACUGUAUCAAACGAUGGACAAGGAUUUAUAUAACGGGAAUCAUCAUGCAUUACGACGUUCUUCAUUUGUUUCGGCUGGAUGAUCUUGAUUUCUGUUAGAGAUUGAAGAAAAAAGAGAGAAUGCAAGUGGAGAAGAAGAAAUAGGUGAGCAGCAGAUCUGAUAUGAAGGAGGGAGUCCAUUGGGAAAUUUUGGGCAUCCAUGUAGCAAUUGUUUUUUAUCUUUUACCCAGUUUCUUUUGUUUAGAUAUUUUUUUUAAUUAGGAUAUAUAGAUAUUUAGAUCAAGAGCUCAUGGGGGCAUUUUGUUAGCCUUUAGCCUUGGUUUUACCUGAGAUUAUUUUUGGAAAAAGAAAAUUGUAAUACAAGUUAAGUUCGAUAAAAAUUGUUAUAAAUAAAGGACACUUGAUCUUUGACUAUA
This is a messenger RNA of Momordica charantia (bitter melon), 1581 nucleotides long. Its product is annotated as cytoplasmic tRNA 2-thiolation protein 1. The record is from RefSeq and is a predicted model, not a curated record. NCBI's taxonomy places the organism in Eukaryota, Viridiplantae, Streptophyta, Magnoliopsida, Cucurbitales, Cucurbitaceae. Gene Ontology annotation, biological process: tRNA wobble position uridine thiolation. Gene Ontology annotation, cellular component: cytosolic tRNA wobble base thiouridylase complex; mitochondrion. Gene Ontology annotation, molecular function: tRNA binding.